ACAGGUGAUUCAAAUGAGGACACGGGACUCUUUUUUCUUAAAAAGUAUGCAUAGCUUUAGGGCGGAGAGGAACUAGUCACUGAUACCAUGCCUGUGUAGCCUGGCUGUCUAUUUUCUGCCUUUUUAACCAAACCUUCGCCUGAAAUCAGGGCAGACAAGAGAGACCCUAUUAUCGGUAAUCAAACACCUGCGGUCCGCCUCACUUUUGGACAAACCAGUUCGACGUCUCUCCGUGAUGAAAAGGAAGUGAAAAACGGUGUCGUUCCACUUUUAAGACAAGUUUAGUCGUCGGUUGUUGUUUUGAAACCCUGCAUUUUUUUUCAGUCUCAACUCUAAGCAUGUAUAUGUUUAAAAGAGACAAAGGCUCAGCUACAUCUCCAGCUGCUCCUCCUCGACCCAGCAAGGAGGAACUAGACAACCCUACCAAACACAGCCUGAGCCGGCCGGAUGCAGAAGUGCUUGAAGCCUCGCAGGAAAACAACAGCGAGGUCACAAGUGAACUAAACCCAAAAACAAAGAGGAGUGGUGUGAUGGGAGUUAUGAACAAGGUUAACCCGUUCAAGUAUACAUCACAGGCCCCCUCCACUGUCAGCAAAGCUCCUUCAUCAGAAUCACUAGAACAAGGACCAGACUCCACACAGAAUCCUGGGAUGCUGAGAGGAGUCAUGCAGAAGGUCAAUCCAUUCAAGUCUACUUCGCAGGUCCCUAAAGCUCCAUCCUCUGAGUCACUGGAACAGGGAAAGGUCUCAGAAUCUAAACAGAAUCCUAAUAUGUUCAAAGAAAUGAUGCAGAAAGCCAACCCAUACAAGCCCUUACCACUGGAGGUGGCAAAUGAGCAAAAUAAAUCUGCAGAUCGACAAGAGACGACAAAAGAAACUGAAGUCAAAGAGAACCCAGGGACAUUUGCAGGAAUGAUGCAGAAGGUUAACCCAUUCAAAUCCUCACAGCCAAAGCCUCUCAACAAUGAACUCUCCUCCAGCAGUGGAAGCUUGACAGACAAUAACAACGUGCCAGAGAAGCAGAACCCUGGUAUGUUUAAAGACAUGAUGCAGAAAGUGAACCCCUUCAAACCCUUUGCACAGCAGGCGCCAAAAAGCGAUCCUCAGAGUGACUCUGCAGAUCCACCAGAGAUCAGGAUAGAACCUGAAGCUAAAGAGAAUCCAGGGAAGUUUUCAGGAAUGAUGCAGAAGGUCAACCCAUUCAAGUCCACUGCACCAAAGGACUCUCAGCCUCUGAACAAUGAACUCUCCUCCAGCACUGGAAGCUUAACAGACAAUAACAACAUGCCAGAGAAGCAGAAUUCAGGAGCGUUUGCAGGAAUGAUACAGAAAGUCAACCCAUUCAAAUCUUCUCAGCCAAAGGACCCCCAGCCUCUCAACAAUGAACUCUCCUCCAGCAGUGGAAACUUAACAGACAAUAACAACGUGCCAGAGAAGCAGAACCCUGGGAUGUUCAAAGGGAUGAUGCAGAGAGUAAACCCCUUUAGGUCUUACACACAGAUGCAAGAAGAGGAAUGUGAAACUGACUCUGUGGCUCCAAAAACAGAUUCCUCAUCAAAGACGCAGGAACCCAAAACCUUGCAAAAAGAGCUGUCCACCAGCACUGAAAGCUUGGAUGACAGCACCAUUGAGAGACAUUCUAUUUGGUACACUGACUCUGAUGCCAGCUCUGAGGUGAAAAGUCAGCCAACAGAAGUGCCAAAGAAAAGAACAAUGACUUUCAGAAUAAAGAGAAUUCUACCAAGUGCCUUGUUUGGGUCUGGAGCAAAGGAACCAGACUCUGCAUCACCUGACUCUCAGGAACCGACCCAGGAGGCAGCAGUGGAAGUUCAGACGCUAGAGUUGGCAGAAAUCCCAGUACCCAGUGAAGGAACUGUUGUGGACCCUUUAGAUGAUGAGGAAGGCCUUGUAGCAUGGUGGAGAACGGUAGAGGGAUGGGACGAGUGGAAUCAAGCAAACCAGGAUGAUGAUGCUGAAGAAGUGGUGGAACAAGCAGCUGAUCGUGUCUUCAUGGCAGCUCGUCUGUUCGUCCGCUUCUUCAACCAACGUGGCGCUUCUCUCCAGCAGCGCAUCUUGGAGCUGCUGUCUUUGGCGGAUGCAGCAGACGCUUUCCAUAAGAAGACGGUCUCAGCCAGCGUCGGUGGCGGUGUGGCCAGCGUCGCGGGGUCCAUCACCACCAUCACAGGCCUUAUUCUGGCACCUUUCACAGCAGGAACAUCACUCAUUGUCACAGCCGUAGGCAUCGGUGUAGCUACAGCAGGUGGAGUGACAUCUGCAUCUGCAAACAUCACAGACACGGUGCAUUCAAAGACUGACAGGAAGAAGGUAGAGAAGAUGAUCCAAGACUAUGAGGAAGAGAUGAGGGAUAUCAAAGAGUGCCUGGAGUUUUUACAGGAGGGAAUGGAAACACUUGAGGAGUGGAACUUUGAGCAAUACGCUGAGAGCAUCUCAAAGAAGCACCUCAACCAGAACGUCAAACACGUGAUGAAGGAAGGUGGCCGGGCUGGUAAGGCUCUAGUAAUCAACACAGAGAGCCUGAUCAGCACUGUUCAGGUCCUUGGAGCUGCAGGGAGCGCUGCAAAAGCUGCUCAGGUGAUGAGUGUCACAACUGGUGUCAUGUCCGGGCUCUUUCUCGCUCUGGAUGUCUUUUUUCUGGCCAAGGAUUCUGUAGAGCUCAAAAAGGGAGCCAAAACGGAGUUUGCUGCUAAAAUCCGAGAAGUUUGUAAGGACCUGCAGGAUGGGCUUCUGGAGCUAAAUCGCAUCAAAGAGGAGCUGCAAAGAACCAUGGAUGGUGUGGAGGUGGAGAUACAGGAGGAGGAGGAGGAUGAGGAGACGUUGAAGUCUGACCUGAAGAAACUAAUUGAACUUAAAGAAUGAAUGACAAUUAGAAAGCCAAGCCAAAGCCGCACUGUUUAACUCAAAACACUACAUCUCAAAAAUGAAGUUUUAACAAAAAUUAAUUACUGUAUAUUUUUCUGCCAGAAGCAAUUUUAUAAAUAGUAAUAUAUAUUAUUUAAAGUAGUAAUUUUAAUUACAUGUGGUAAAAGCAAAAGUAGUGGAAUUAUUGUCAUGUUUCCUAGCAAUAAAGUGGUUUUAUGAUUA
Molecule: messenger RNA, 3101 nt
Organism: Cheilinus undulatus (humphead wrasse)
Lineage: Eukaryota; Metazoa; Chordata; Actinopteri; Labriformes; Labridae
Gene: apold1b
Exons: 29
Coding region: 339-2876 (845 amino acids)
Biological process (GO): lipid transport; lipoprotein metabolic process
Cellular component (GO): extracellular region; membrane
Molecular function (GO): lipid binding
Source: RefSeq, a predicted model, not a curated record